AUGGAUAAUCGGGUGUCCGUAACAAUUGAGUUCUUGACCAUCGACAUUGCCGGAGGCGUCGCGGCGGAACUCGAGGACAGCGUUGCAUUUCCCAAACUUCACCACUUCCGGCUAUGCAUGGAUUCCGGUUUUGCUACCCUCCUGCUCUGCUGGAUGGUUCUGCCCUAUGCCCUCGACCUGCAUCUGGAGCCAGUUGAGUUCUGGAGAAAAAGCUUCACGAAGAAGCACCCGGGCAUAUAUGAAGUGCCCUUCUGGCCUUCGACCUAUGCUCCUCCUGUCCAUCUCCUAUGGCGGCGACCUCAGGACUUUGCGCAAAGCCUGUACCAGCCCCAUUGUACGUCGACGAUAGAGCAUCCCGGUGCCGCACCACAUCCAGUAGACGUCGGCGAUCCAGCCGAGUUGCUUUGGCAACGCUCAAUAGCAGUAAUGGGGCUUGACGUGCGCCUCGACCCUGCUAUCAAGGCCGAUGAGCCAGUUGCGGCGCGGUUUCCAGAGGUCGUCGCCAUAACGCUGGCGGAGUCGGUCGAAGCGCUCGUGCCGGUUGCGCGGGACCCGGUCGGACGGGAUUGGCAAGGGAGUCGAGAGCUAGAAGGCAAGAUCGCCGCUCGGCGGUCUUUGACAUUCAGAGAUGGACAGUUCACCGCAUGGCGUCGUGAGCGCGACUUCAACACUCAGUAUCCCAAGGCCUUGUACGACACCUUGCGAUACGUGCUGAGCGCCGUCCCGGGUCCGUCUAUCACGGGCUUUGAACGCCGGGUCGAGGAGUUUGUAUUCGCCAAGGACAGCUGGCUGCCUGACCGCAGCCUAGCCUACGAGCAUAUUCUGGAGAGAUUCAUCUCUCUCAGGGCAAUACAUUUCGACAACGCUCCGCUUACCGACGACGCGCAUUUCCAGCAGAACAUGGAGGGCUGGCUAGCUUUCACUCAUCUCGAUGCCCUCUCCUUGUACCUCAACACUCCGGGACCAGGAGGUUAUCCUUGCCCCGCCCUCGAGGUCAUUCACAUCAUCACCAAACCCGCGCCACCGGCGCUCGAUGUCGUCCACCUGACUGCCGAAGGCUGGGAUGCCUUUUGGAACUCCGCAGGCCGACGGGCCUGCGGUGUUCCUCUGAUUCGCCUCACCGAGAGUGUUCGCCGUGUAUCGUAG
Peniophora sp. CBMAI 1063 is the source of this 1146-nucleotide messenger RNA. The record is from the annotation of a GenBank genome assembly. NCBI's taxonomy places the organism in Eukaryota, Fungi, Basidiomycota, Agaricomycetes, Russulales, Peniophoraceae.